Molecule: messenger RNA, 810 nt
Organism: Bufo bufo (common toad)
Lineage: Eukaryota; Metazoa; Chordata; Amphibia; Anura; Bufonidae
Product: olfactory receptor 5I1-like
Exons: 1
Coding region: 49-810 (253 amino acids)
Biological process (GO): G protein-coupled receptor signaling pathway
Cellular component (GO): membrane
Molecular function (GO): G protein-coupled receptor activity; olfactory receptor activity
Source: RefSeq, a predicted model, not a curated record
GGAGGAGUUUUGUUUCUUGUAUCUAAUAAUGUCAAAUUUCAUAUCCCAAUGUACUUUUUUAUAGGUAACUUGUCUUUUAUGGAUCUUGUGUACUCCUCUAAUAUUGUUCCAAAAAUCCUGGUUGGCCUUAUAUUUGAUCAAAGAUCAAUUUCCUAUCUUGGCUGUGCCACACAGCUUUUCCUUUACUGCGCUCUCGGCAGUACUGAAUGCAUCCUUUUUGCCGUUAUGGCUUAUGAUCGUUAUAUGGCAAUUUGUAAGCCAUUAAAUUACAACUUGAUAAUGCAGAAGAAAACAUGCCUGGGACUUGUUCUUGUAGCUUAUAUCCCAGGUUUUCUUCAUUCUUUAUUAGAAAUUUGUUCAAUCUUCAGUCUUUCCUUCUGUGAAUCUAAUGUCCUCCAACAUUUUGUCUGUGAUAUUCCUCCAUUAUUAAGAAUCUCAUGUUCAGACACUACAAUUAAUGAGAUGAUUAUAUUUGUUUGUUCAUUUUUUAUUAUUAUACCUUGCAUUAUAGCCAUUCUGUUCUCAUAUGGCUCUAUUUCUGUCAUCAUUCUAAAAAUUAUAGCUGCAGGAGGAAGACAGAAAGCUUUUUCUACAUGUACCUCUCAUAUCACAGCAGUAACAUUAUUUUAUAGCACUCUGCUCUCUGUGUAUCUCAGUCCUAAAUCUCUGUCUUCUGGAGACAACCUGCAUAUAGCCACCAUCUUUUAUACUGUGGUAUUACCCAUGUUAAACCCACUGAUUUAUAGUUUGAGAAAUACAGACAUAAAAUUUGCCCUAAUAUCAACUGUUAGAGUGAAAUGUACAUUGUAG